UGCUGUGGCCCCUUCCUUUCUGUGUCCGCCUCCCUCCCUCCCUCCUCUCCUUUCUCCUCCGGGGUCCCUCCUCCGGCUCAGUCCGCGUCGGCGUCCCAGCUCUCGGCCCGUGUGGCCGCCGCUGCUGUGCGUUUCCCUUGAGAACUGCGCGUGGCUGCGGUUUUUGGGGGGCGCGAGGCUCUGCCUGGCUCCUAGCAACGCCGAGCUCCGAACGUCUGCCUGCUGGCUGGGGGCGGAUUCCCCGAGGUCAGGGUGGGCUCCCUGCAGCCUCCUCCUGCCUGUGAGCUGUGGAAAUAACCGACCAAACAAGGGAGAGCUUGCGAGGCUGUGUGUCACCAGUGCUUCUGUAGCUGGAGUUGAUUCCAUCACUAUUUGGCAGUCUUGAAAGCUUUGCCAUGGGGUGGCUAGGGGCGGGCUGACUACAUGAUGAACAUCUCCUGUGUGAGAAACAACACCUCCAUUCUGUAAUCACAGAUUUAAGAAGCAAGGCAGUUUUAAUUUUAUGAUUCUGUAGAAACGAUGUCAGCCUAGCAAAAAUAGCUUUCCAAUUUGGCACAGAAAGUGGUUUUUAAAGUCCCUGGUGAAAAACUCUGCCUUUUUGGUUUUCUGAGACACGGUCUCCCUGCACGCUUGGCAGGCCUGGGACUGGCAUGUGGCCCAGGCGUGCUUUGGACUGAAAAGAUCCACCUGGACUUUAAAGGGCUUUACCAUCACAGCCUACAGUUCUGACCUUGCCCCAGAGGCUGGUUCUCUAGAGAGAAGGUCUUCACAUUUAUCUAGCAUAACCUGCUUGAUGGAUUCCCCAUCUAAUGGAAAUUCCAGGGUUCCAGAUCCCGCUUUCUUAUUGUGGACUCUGUCACACAGCAGACUGCAACUUCUCAACCUUAGGAUGAAGGCACGAUGUUUGCUAGAGGGCUGAAGAGGAAAUACGGUGACCAGGAGGAAGGAGUAGAGGGUUUUAGCACUGUCCCUUCCUAUAGCCUGCAGCGGCAGUCGCUCCUGGACAUGUCCCUGGUCAAGCUCCAGCUCUGCCACAUGCUAGUGGAGCCCAACCUCUGCCGCUCAGUCCUUAUUGCCAACACAGUCCGGCAGAUCCAGGAGGAGAUGAGUCGGGAUGGUGUGUGGCAUGGAAUGGCACCCCAGAAUGCAGAACGGGCACCAAUUGACCGCCUGGUCUCCACAGAGAUCCUGUGCCGUACAGCCAGGGCAGCUGACGGGGAGCACCCCACUCCUGAACUGGAAGACGGUUCCCUGCAAAUCUCGGCUUCUGAGCUUCCCAUAGUCAGCUCAGCACAGGGGCAAAGGAGCCCUCAGAGCAGCCUCUGGGAGAUGGAUAGCCCACAAGAAAACCGGGGAAGCUUUCACAAGUCACUGGACCACAUAUUUGAGACCCUGGAGAACAAAAACCCCAGUUCUGUGGAGGACCUCUUCUCGGAUGUGGACAGUUCCUACUAUGACCUGGACACGGUGCUGACGGGAAUGAUGAGCGGGACCAAGCCCAGUCUCUGCAGCGGCCUCGAUGGCUUCACAGCUGCCACCCCCCCUCCCAGCUCCACCUGCAAGUCUGACCUGACGGAGCUGGACCAUGUGGUAGAGAUUCUGGUGGAGACCUGAGAGGAGGCCCUGGGGGCCAAGGACAAGGCCACACCCCAUGGAGCUCACCUGUACCUGACCCGGAGACAGACAAGCACUUGUCCCAGAGCGGGCCCCCGCCUCUCUGACUGACUACAUCCCUGAGGACAGGGCAAGCCAUUGUCAGGAACUGAGCUCUGAAGGCUUUGGGCCCUGGGUUCAUUUUCCUGUUUGUGGGAUCACUGUGGAGGAUGGUGGGCCACAGUUGUGUCUAGUCUUUUAAAUUAGGUAGGUGAACUUUCUAAAAUUAAGUUUUAUAUGUUGUGGGCAAUAUUUUGUCUUAAGAUAUAUUUUUUAAACUUUUUAUACUUUUAGAUUUUUUUCAGCUAUUUUCUUAAAAGUAUAUUUUUUCUACAAACAUCCUCUGCUGCUACAUUAGAAACAUUUAUAACCUAAAUAAUUACAAUUGGUGUGUGUCAUUUUUAAGGUUUAAAUAGAGAAUAUUUUUUUGGGAAUGAGUCUCUACACUCCCAAAGCUACAGUGUAAAUGCAGACAGCCAGGUGUCCCGAGAGAGGCUCUGUCGGUCUACAUUGUAGGGAGGGAGUGCCUGAGAUGAGCCGUGCACAGCCCCUGACGGGGUCUGCUCUGCAAGUGCUGUCUUCCUGGGCCUCAGUGCGCAGAUGGUUUUAUUUAUGCCUAUUUAUGUGUAAAUGCCACUGAAGGCUAAAGUCAGAUGUCUGGAAACUACACCACCAGUUCUAUCUCAGACAGUGCCUUAUGUAGGGUUUGUCCCUGGCCAUUACUCUCUGUUUCCCAGUCCAGCACUGGGUGUGACAGAAGAUCAUGACAUCCUAACAACACUCAACACCUCAUGUUCCAUGUCAAGUGUGUCCGUGGAGGCUACCGGGUUCCAUGCCUGUGUGUGCUUGGAAAGGGUGUGUACCAUCAUUCAUGUCCUUGGGGACACCGUGCUUGCUUACAUUAAAAAUGGUGCUCGAACAUUUUAAGGUUAAAAACAAUCUGACUCUGUACAAUUUUAGGGCCCCUUCAUCCUGGGGUGGCCUCUGUGCUGUCCGAGUGGAUCUCAAGGUCCCGCUACCUGACCGCAUGUCAGACUCCACUCCCCUACGCAUGAUGUUUUGUUUCUCAUAGGCUUUUUUGGACUCCCCCACGUGAGCCUAAGAGGGUUUUGUUUUUCCUGUAUUUGUAUGACUUCUUUAAUAUCAACAAUGUAAACCUCACUUUAUUAAAAGUAUCCAGCAAA
Messenger RNA from Mesocricetus auratus (golden hamster), 2837 nucleotides. It is a transcript of the gene Cdca4, whose product is annotated as cell division cycle associated 4. Gene Ontology annotation, cellular component: nucleus. NCBI's taxonomy places the organism in Eukaryota, Metazoa, Chordata, Mammalia, Rodentia, Cricetidae. The record is from RefSeq and is a predicted model, not a curated record. Gene Ontology annotation, molecular function: transcription regulator activity. The transcript is spliced from 3 exons. Bases 901 to 1614 code for a protein of 237 amino acids.